CACCAACUGUCCUUUUACCAAAGAUCUUGAUGGUCAAUGUAUCAAAGUUGGACAAUCGAAAGUUUGUGUUGUUAAAGGUGUUUAUACUUAUUCGCUUCCAGGUGUUCUUCCAGAUGAAGAAUGUGGUGGAAUCGUAGGAACAACACCGCCGACUAAUACUACUGUGGACACUUGUCCUAUUUAUGACGCAAUAGGAAACGCUUUGGUUAGGUCAACAACAGCUCCUACUUUUAGUUGGUUAUGUUGUGAUAGCAAUGCAUGCAUUGUACCAGUCAAUGUGAAGGUUAGUAGCAAUCAGGCAAAUACGAAUUGUGCAAGCACUCAGUAUAGUCUAAUGUGCUUUAGGGAUAAUGGUGGUUGGUCAUGUACUGGUUCUAUUGGAUCUGUAAUUACUGAUCUUACCCAAGCAAUCGGGGGAUGUACAUUGCAAUUAACUUUGUCUUCUUUAUCAAUCCAAACUCAAUCGAGUGUUUCUGCGCAAAAAACCGAUAGUUCAAGUACUUCUGCGCAAACCGGUAAACCUGUUAGUUCUACACCUACUGGUAAACCUAAUACACCUUCGCUUG
This is a messenger RNA of Dentiscutata erythropus, 566 nucleotides long. The record is from the annotation of a GenBank genome assembly. NCBI's taxonomy places the organism in Eukaryota, Fungi, Glomeromycota, Glomeromycetes, Diversisporales, Gigasporaceae.